UCCGUUCGCGUCAAGCACAGGUGCAUGGACCGCUCGCGCAGCCAUGUCCACCGCCGUCGAGCUCUCCAUCAAUGAUGACCACCCUCUUGCGCUGGAGCUCACGAGCCUCCGCUCUGCAGUAGACCGCUAUCAGCACGAGGCCCACGCUGCAUCCGUCAAGCUCCAGAGACACUCGCUUGAUACCACCCAUGCUAUUGAACGCGCGUAUGCGCUCGAGGGCGAAAAUGUAAAGCUCAGGGAGGAGCUCGCCACUCUCAAGGCACAUCCGGAUACCACACCCCAUCCGGCGUCCCUCCAGGUGCAGGAGCUCACCAUAGCUCACCGACGGCUCUCGGACAAGCUCACAGAUACGGAGGAGGCCCUCCUGGCUCGCACCACUGAGCUUGUGAACGCUCAGAGCGACUUCGCUAGGAUACAGAAUUCUGUUGACGCCGCGCAUGAACUAGCAGCUCAGAGACAAGGUCAAGUGCAGGUGGCUCAGGCGAAGCAAAGGGAGUUGGAACGGAAGCUACGAUCCGCCGAGGAGGAGCGCAAACUCUCGGAUCUGGUCGUCCAGGAGUAUGCGGACCUCGUCCGGACGCUCGAAGGCAGGCCUAAAACGCAGGCUGCUUCAGCCUCAACUACGUCGUUCCCCUUGGGUAAUGCAGGUAACAACUCCAGCACAACACUGGUAGACAGCCUAUCAGAAGGAAAGUCCGGUCUGCAAAAGCUGCUAGGCGAGCUCAACGGCGAGCACGAGCAACUUAGCGCGGAAAUCAGUCGCCUUCAGGGGGAACUUGGCAGUCUGGCGAGCGAACUGGAUGUCGAACGGAACCACGGGCUGGACGAUCGUGCGCAGCUUGCUCAAUCCCUCGUCGAUAUGGAACGCUACAGAAUUGACGACAACACGGCUGCGAAGAUGGUUUCUCGUUACAUGAAGUUCUCUCAGUCCGCGACCGAUUCCCUCCAGAAAGCCAUGGAAGGCAUGAAAGCCCGGUAUACCGCCAGCGCCGCCACGCUCGGUGCCCAAAUCAACUACCUACAGAAGGCCCUCGAGACCGAACGCCGACAGUCCGAGAAGCUGCGCCAAGUCCUGGAUGAUCUCACCGAGGAUAUCUCGCGCGAAGCGUACGGGCGGCGACGAGAGAUCUCACUGCGCCUCGCGUUCCUCGGACGCGAAGAGAGCCUCGCGGAGAGCUUGCGGAGAUGGAUCAGGCGCUCGAGGGAGUCCUUCGAUCGGUUGAAGGCUGCACAGGGGGAUCUCCCUUCAGGAGUGCAAUCCGUAUUCGAUGGGAGCGUCCGCGAUGCUGAGGCACUCCUCGAGACCCUAAAUGGACAGCCUUCGGUGGAACCUGGUUCGACGGGUUCCAUAGCUCGUGUGGUCGCCGCACAAAAUAUUGCCGCAAUUCUAGCUCGCGAGCUACAGAUGGAGACGGACAGGCGGAUGCAGGUGGAAAGGCGGCUGGCGCAGCGACGCGUCUCGCGAUCCCCGACGCCUGCGGGGGUAUCAGAGGGGUCGGCGGCGAAUGGCGAUGCGGAUGCUGGGCUGGCGAGGCCCCUGCCCGUUCGAAGUACGUCGCUUCGGGCCUCCGUAACUAUCGCCCCCAAAGAUGCUGUACGUGAGUCGCCGCUGCCGGAGCCCGUCAAAGAGACCCAGUCGGUGGCGCCUGCUCCGGCACCACAAAUUGUCGUCUCAGAGGAAAGGGCAGCAUCCACACCGGUCGCAGAUGUACGCGCAGCACCCGUCGAGCUCCCAGCAGAAUCUGCUCCCGAAGCAGAUACGCCAUCUGUUUCUGCUGACAGCACUCCUUCUCCCGUUGUGAUAGACACUCCCUGUUCAGAACCUCCUCCGGCUCCUGCAGCACUCAACUUCGCCGUUGUACCGAUUAACGAUGCGGCUACAGAGAGUGGGCCCGUCACUGCACCCGUUGUGGAUGCACGAGUAGAGACGGACCCCGCUACAGACAUCCUGUUCCAACCGCUCUCUGCUCCCCCAAUCCUAGUCACUUUGACAACGAAUGUCGAGGACGGACUGAAGGUGCCGAAAUCAGCGCCUCCACCAAUACCCCUCUCGGCAACCGUCGCAUUCCCGUCAGUGGGCGAGGGUGAGCAGUCGCCGCCUGUGGUAGACAUGGUCUCGCUCCCUGCUUCCAUACUGGAGCAAUCCACAGGACCUCAAGCCUCUCUCUUAUCCGAACUGAGGCAAGCGAAGGACCGAUACGACGUUUUGCAACGCGGCUUCCGUGACUGCCACCUCGCACUGAGAGACUUGAAGAGGGACCUCUCGUCUCUCGGCACCACCUCGGAACUUGCGAUCAUCCUGCAGAAAGCCGUUGAGCGAUUGGACGACUUCAAUGAAGAUGCGCGAGUGGAGUUGGAGAUCCGGAUAUCGGACGAGGCAAGGAUCUCAUCUGGCUAUGAGGCGCUGUUGACAAUCCCGGGGGCGAUGUCGGACGAAGUGGACGAGGUAGCGAUGGAGGCAGAGAUGCGGGCGUUCGUGGACGGUACGGACAAGGCGGUCAAGAGAGCGACGGACGGGUUCAGCCGCAAGCUCGAUGACCUCCAACACGACAUUGCGUCUGUGAAACGUGCGCUGCACGAUUUGACUGCUGCUUCUGUCGACUCUCCUGUGGCAUCUUCACCGCCCACCACGUCGCCCUCAUGGACCUCUUGGACGACGAACCUUCUGAGCCCCUCCCACUCUGCCAGUCCGGGCCCUGCGCCUACCUUCGGGUCGGUUAUGACCUCGCCACGCUCCGAUGACUCUCCCAGUCCCAGUAACGAUCCAUUCGCAAGCCUAGAUUUGCGGAUAGCCAUGCCAGCCCACGUCGUGCCUGCGCUGCCGCCCCGCGUCUCGUCGACUACGUACAUGCUCGGGCUGGGAGCGCGGAGCGCCUUCGGUUUGAACGCUAUGUCUGGGGCGAAGUCCUCGCCCAGUCGGUUAGCUGAGAAGAAGGAAGAGAGCGCUGUCUCCGAUGAGGACGGUGGAUCGGACGUCGAAUGAAGGAAGUGUAUAUGCUGCUGUGCCUAGUUGUACCUACGUAGUUUAUCAAACACUCCGAGAGCAAUUGUUCCGAAGGGACGCGGCUUUCUGAUCUCGGAGAGCGUUCGUACAUGACCUUCGGUGACUUGCCAGAAUUAGUAA
This is a messenger RNA of Fomitopsis serialis, 3124 nucleotides long. RefSeq lists its product as uncharacterized. The record is from RefSeq and is a predicted model, not a curated record. Bases 44 to 2983 code for a protein of 979 amino acids. NCBI's taxonomy places the organism in Eukaryota, Fungi, Basidiomycota, Agaricomycetes, Polyporales, Fomitopsidaceae. The transcript has 5 exons.